AUGCCCGCCGGCAGCCACCGGCAUCACAGGGAGCUGCAGCAGGUCGCCAGAGCAGUGGACACCCCGCAACUGGCAAAGAAAUACCACCCUGAUACGAAUAAGGAUGACCCUAAAGCUAAAGAGAAGUUCGCUCAGCUGGCAGAAGCCUAUGAGGUACUAAGUGACGAAGUGAAGCGGAAGCAGUACGAUGCGUACGGCACGGCUAGUUUCGACGCAGGUGCAGCGGGUGCCGGCGCUGGGCAGCAGUACUGGAGCAGCGGUCCGUCGAUUGAUCCGGAAGAGCUUUUCAGAAAAAUCUUCGGAGAGUUUUCGGGGUCCCGUUUCGGCGAUUUUCAGAGCGUCUUUGACCAGCCACAGGAGUAUAUCAUGGAACUGACAUUCACCCAAGCUGCAAAAGGUGUUAACAAGGAGAUUGUGGUGAACAUGAACGACUCCUGUCAGCGAUGCGAUGGUAAAGGACACGAACCGGGUACCAAAGCGCAGCGCUGUCACUACUGCAGUGGCACUGGCAUGGAAACAAUAAAUACUGGCCCUUUCGUAAUGCGAUCUACAUGCCGACGGUGCGGCGGUCGUGGUUCCAUCAUAACAACACCAUGUGUAGUUUGUCGAGGAACGGGGCAAACCAAACAGAAGAGGACCGUGAUGGUUCCUGUGCCCGCUGGCGUUGAGGACGGGCAGACAGUUCGGAUGCCUGUGGGGAAGAAAGAAAUUUUCAUUACAUUCAGGGUUCAAAAAAGUUCUGUGUUCAGAAGAAAUGGAGCAGAUAUCCAUUCGGACCUCCUUAUUUCAAUAGCCCAGGCUGUUCUGGGAGGCACAGCCAGGUGUCAAGGCUUGUAUGAGACAAUCAACAUCACGAUACCCCCUGGUAUUCAGCCAGACCAGAGAAUUCGAAUGAGCGGGAAAGGCAUUCCCAGGGUUAACAGUUAUGGCUACGGAGACCACUACAUUCACAUAAAGAUAAAAGUUCCUCAGAGGCUGACGGAUCGCCAGAGAGCCUUAAUGAUGAGCUAUGCCGAGGACGAGGCAGACGUGGACGGCACGGUGAACGGGGUGACAAACACAGCAUCAGGGAAGCGUUCUACUGGAAACUAAGAGCCAGCAGCAGCAGAUUAUCUUUGCAGUUGGGCAGGAGUCUUUCCGGCAGCGGGCUCUGGAGAGCGGAGGAUGUCAGUGAGCAGCACAGCCAGAAUCCCAGCUGGAGAGGCUGCGGACCACUGAGACACCAGCACUCAUCAUGGUACACAACCCACCCGCUGUCCUAGGAGAGGGUAAUGAAGGAAAACGCCAGCCUUGCAGAAUGGCAGCUCUCUGGUGAGGUUGCUCUGCAGUCCCUACUGCUACUGGAAGCUUAUUUGGUA
Molecule: messenger RNA, 1358 nt
Organism: Opisthocomus hoazin
Lineage: Eukaryota; Metazoa; Chordata; Aves; Opisthocomiformes; Opisthocomidae
Source: RefSeq, a predicted model, not a curated record